Osmerus eperlanus (European smelt) is the source of this 3072-nucleotide messenger RNA. RefSeq names its product zinc finger protein 300-like. Gene Ontology annotation, molecular function: RNA polymerase II cis-regulatory region sequence-specific DNA binding; DNA-binding transcription factor activity, RNA polymerase II-specific. The transcript is spliced from 3 exons. Lineage: Eukaryota; Metazoa; Chordata; Actinopteri; Osmeriformes; Osmeridae. Bases 173 to 1855 code for a protein of 560 amino acids. Gene Ontology annotation, cellular component: nucleus. The record is from RefSeq and is a predicted model, not a curated record. Gene Ontology annotation, biological process: regulation of transcription by RNA polymerase II.
CUCCACCACAGCAGACAGCGCCAGAAUCUGUUCGUUCGAAGAAGCCAGUGAACUGAUCACCGGAAAAGCUUUACUUGUUUAGUUACAUCCGGUUAGAAAGAACGCGCAUGAAGAAGAUAGCUAACAUAAUCGAACUACAGUUUUGUACGAUGCGAGGUUUUUAACCACCAAAAUGUCUCAACUAAAUGUGUUCAGGGAUUAUCUCAAUGAGCGAUUAACAACGGCAGCUUUGGAGAUAUUCGCGGCCGCUGAGAAAUCGUUUGCCAAAUUCGAAGAGGAGAUUUAUCGUUCAAAGGAGGAGAGCACGCGACUGCAACGCUUGUUGGACAUUGUUACUCAACCUGCGAUCAAGCUUCACCGAACAGAUGUGCAGCAGCUCUUUCUCCCGGAACCCCAACAGAUUAAAGAGGAACAGGAGCUGUGGACCAGUCAGGAGGAAGAGCAGCUCCAAGGACUGCAGUCUGAAACUACACACUCCGUGUUCACUUCUACCAGUGUGAAACACGACUGGGAUCAGGAAGGCUUUUCUGAAUGUUUACAUCUUGACCAAACUGUUAAAGUGGAGAACAGAGAAGGAGACUCUCUACCCAGCAACACAACUGAGGAGCAAAUCAAAGCAGAGCCUGAUGGACAAGACUAUGCAGCACCAGAACCAGGCAGUGACUCUCAGCCCCUCUCUGUUGUAUUUCCAGACUGUUCUACAGCUCAGAGUUUGGAGGAGGAAGAACAUGAAGGAGUGCUGCUUCUUCUGAACAGAUCACAAAACAAUGAGCUCUCUCUCCCGGAACCCCAACAGAUUAAAGAGGAACAGGAGCUCUGGACCAGUCAGGAGGAAGAGCAGCUCCAAGGACUGCAGUCUGAAACUACACACUCCAUGUUCACUUCUACCAGUGUGAAACACGACUGGGAUCAGGAGGGCUUUUCUGAAUGUUCACAUCUUGACCAAACUGUUAAAGUAGAGAACAGAGAAGGAGACUCUCUACCCACCAACACAAUUGUGGAGCAAACCAAAGCAGAGCCUGAUGGACAAGACUAUGCAGCACCAGAACCAGGCAGUGACUCUCUUCAGCCCCUCUCUGUUGUAGCUGCAGUCUGUCCUAGAGUUCCGAGUUUGGAGGAGGAGGAACAUGAAGGAGACCUGCUUCUUCUGAACAGGACACAAGCCAGUGAGGCUCUGCCAAGGCAACAUGACACAACUGAGGAGCAAAUCAAAGCAGAGCCUGAUGGACAAGAGUAUGCAGCACCAGAACGAGGCAGUGACUCUCAGCCCCUCUCUGUUGUAGUUCCAGACUGUCCUAUAGCUCAGAGUUUGGAGGUGGAACAUGGAGGAGUGCUGCUUCUUCUGAACAGGACACAAGCCAGUGAGGCUCUGCCAAGGGAACAUAUGCCACAGAGACGUCACGCAGGAAAAACAAAACAACAGUGUCAAGAAUGUAACAAAACUUUUAGUGGAAAAGGUGCUUUGGUUUUUCAUAUGAGGAAACACACAGAAGAUAAAUCCUAUCACUGUAAACAAUGUAACAAACCGUUUGCUAAGAAGGGUAAUCUGGUUAAACACAUGAAGACACACUCAGGAGAGAGACCUUUUCAAUGUCAGGAAUGUAGCAAACUAUUUGUUCGAAGGGAUACUCUACGUGAACACAUGAGGACACACACAAGCGAGAAACCAUACAAGUGUCAACAUUGUAACAAAUCAUUUUGUCUUCCAUAUGGUUUGGUUAUACACAUGAGGGGGCACACAGGAAAGAAACCUUUUCAGUGUCAACAAUGUAACAAACGGUUUUCUCGGAAGGGUAAUCUGGCUAUUCAUAUGAGGACACACAGGAGAGAAACCUUAUCAAUGUCAACAAUGUAACAAACAGGUUUCAAUGAAUAGUAGUUUGUGCACAUGAGGACACACACAGGAGAGAAACCUUUUCAGUGUCAACAAUGUAACAAAACUUAUAGUGAAAAAAGUGCUUUGUUUUUUCAUAUGCGGUUACACACAGGAGAAAAGCCUUAUCAGUGUCAACAAUGUAACAAACGGUUUUCUCGGAAGGGUAAUCUGGCUAUUCAUAUGAGGACACACACAGGCGAGAAACCUUAUCAAUGUCAACAAUGUAACAAACAGUUUUCAAUGAAGUGUAAUCUGGUUGUGCACAUGAGGAUACACACAGGAGAGAAACCUUAUCAAUGUCAACAAUGUAACACAGUUUUCAAUGAAGUGUAAUCUGGUUGUGCACAUGAGGAUACACACAGGAGAGAAACCUUAUCAUUGUCAGAAAUGUAGCAAACACUUUAUUAAAAGUAGUUCUCUGUAUUCACACAUGAGGACACACGUUUUUCAGACAGAGCUUCCUCCUUUUAUCUUACCAUUAAGAGUUCUCUUAAAUAGCAGUAAAAGUUCUUCAGUAAGAAUUUCCUCCUAAAACAUUCACAAGGCUGCUGAGACUGGUGGGAAUGGGGAGAAAUGUUGAGCUAAAACAAAGGAACUUGUUGCAAUGGAUGAUGUCAAGAAGCUUACUAACAAUGCCCACAGUGAUUGGCUAAUAGGGGGAUGGAUCUCUAAAGUAUGUCAUUAUAGAAAUAUUGUAUGAGAUAUUAAACAAAGGAACUUGUUGCUAUGGAUGAUGUCAAGAAGCUUACUAACAAUGCCAACAGUGACUAAUAGGGGGAUGGAUCUCUGUAAAUGAUUUCAUUAUAGGAAUAUUGUAUGAGGUAUUAAACAAAGGAACUUGUUGGUUUGGAUGAUGUUGGAAGAAUCAGAGGGGGGUCAGAUGACUGAGCAGUUAAGGAAACAGGCUAUUAAUCAGAAGGUUGCCGGUUCGAUUCCUGGCCGUGCCAUAUGAUGUGUCCUUGGGCAAGGCACUUCACCCUACUUGCCUCGGGGAGAAUGUCCCUGUACUUACUGUAAGUCGCUCUGGAUAAGAGCGUCUGCUAAAUGACUCAAUGUAAAUGUAAGAAGCUUACUAACUAUGCCCACAGUGAUUGGCUAAUAGGGGGAUGGAUCUCUUAAUUAUUUCAUCAUAGGAAAUAUUGUAUGAGGUAUUAUGUUGCAAUAUGUAAAGAUUUAGAUAUCACUUUUUUUCUAUA